Nothobranchius furzeri (turquoise killifish) is the source of this 3731-nucleotide messenger RNA. RefSeq names its product RALBP1 associated Eps domain containing 2 (gene reps2). Gene Ontology annotation, biological process: endosomal transport; clathrin-dependent synaptic vesicle endocytosis. Lineage: Eukaryota; Metazoa; Chordata; Actinopteri; Cyprinodontiformes; Nothobranchiidae. The record is from RefSeq and is a predicted model, not a curated record. Gene Ontology annotation, molecular function: molecular adaptor activity; protein binding; calcium ion binding. Gene Ontology annotation, cellular component: cytoplasm; presynaptic membrane; plasma membrane.
AGCGCUACAAUCGGCCACAAUAGGCGGUGGGAGUGGACACGCCGGAGCCGAGCGGGCGGCGUGUCUCCACGGGAUCCACUCCUGCAGGAGGUGAGGUGAUAGCGCUCUCCGAACCCCCCCCCUCUCCUCUCCUCCGGUGUGAAACAGGAGCCGGGAGCAGGAUGUAUUGAUCGGUUUGGCUGCGGCGCUUCUCCAGCGGGUCCUCUAUGCGUCAGCCCUGGGAAUGGAUCAGGAAUCCGCUGCGGCGUCUGGGGGCAGUUUAAUCUCCCUGAACGAACACGAGCAGAGGUAUUACUCAGGUCUCCAUGCUCGGUGCCAGGCUGACACUCCCGGGAAACUGUCGUCCAGCAAAGUGGCAGAGCUGUUUAAGGCUUCCCAGCAACCUCCUGAAUCCCUGCACAAAGUGACCGAGGUCUGUGGAGCAAAGCAUCUGGGUUACUUUGGUACUCCCCAGUUCUACAUCGCCCUGAAGCUGCUAGCAGCCGCCCAGUCAGGUCUGCCCAUCCGCCUGGAGAGCGUGAGCACCACCAAUCUACCUCUGCCCAGAUUUGCUGGGCUUAAGCAUGAGCCAGAUGUGCGACACCCAGCAGCUCCUCCUGGCCCAGAUGCACAGGGGGCUCAGUGCGGGUCUGCUCCCGUCUCCUGGACUCCUGCUGACAGGAGCACCUUCAGGCCCGUGGAGACCAGUGCAGACAAAAAGGAGCCGUGGUCCCCACCUCGUUCCCCAUGUAGCUCGCCACCUCGGUCUCCUCUCGCCUACCACAGCUACCCAUAUGCCAAGCAGAGAAACGGCGUUGAGGCUCAGAUCACUCCUGAAAGUAAACGUAGUUCCCGACCGAUGGUUCCGCUGGAGCAGCACUCCUCUCCCUGCCACUAUGGUGUCAAACCCACCAUGGAGCAUCUUCAGGCAUUCUCAGCAGAGAGGCCCAGUCAGCCGGGGACAGUGGACUACUCUGAUGAUGACGCCUGGAGGAUCACAGGAGAACAGCUGGAGUAUUACACGAAUCAAUUCAAAAGCCUCCAGCCUGACAUGGGAGCCCGGAUCCUGGGAGCUGUAGCAAAGAACUUUUUCACUAAAUCCAAGCUGCCGAUACCAGAGCUCUCCCACAUUUGGGAACUGAGUGACGUGGACAGAGAUGGAGCACUCACCUUCACGGAGUUCUGCAUAGCCUUUCACUUGAUCGUGGCCCGCAAGAAUGGUUACGCCCUCCCAGAGAGCCUCCCUGCAGCCCUGCAGCCUGGGUUCAUGCAGCAUGAAGAGGAAAUACCUGACACCCCUGAAAGUUCGGAGCCUUUGAUUGUCUUUGAGGAUGCAGAACCACGGUCUUAUCAGAUGGGUCAACGCAUCACAGUGAGGCUGCAGCCAAGCUUGAGCUCAAACAAGCAAGAACUGGAUGAAGAACCGCUUAAAGAAGAGGCAAGUGUGAAGAGCCUGACCUCAUCUCAAGAGAAACCGCGUCUACGUCAGGGAGCUUUUCCUGAUCGACCAGAGCCACCUCAGGACUUAGACCCACAGAUGAAGACAAAAACCAGACCGAGGUCCUACUCCAGCACUUCUAUUGAAGAUGCUAUGAAGAAGGUGGAGGAGCCUCCCACCCCACCUCCACGCCCUCAGAAAACCCACUCCAGGGCCUCCUCGCUGGACCUCAACAAGCUCCUCCAGCAGGGGGCGCCAGGGGUAAAAGGUGGAUGGCUGCUGCAUCCUCCAGCCCUCCCUCCCAGACCAUCAGCCUCACAAGUUCCUCAUUUUCUCACCGUUUCGGAGAAAACUCCCCAGAAUAAAGUGCAGCAGCCAAACUUUGCUGACUUCAGUCACUUCAGAGAAGAGGAGGAGAGCAGCAUGAAACCUGAAGACCAGAGGCCAGCCUCUGGAUUUGGGCCAAGUACCGAAGACCUGACAAAUAAUUCAAAACAGGAUGGAUCGGGAUCUUCUCACUGUCAGGCCCCUCAGAAACCCGUUAGAAGGAAAUACCUCCCAGAGAGCCAGAACCGGGAGACUGGACCCCCACCUGGCAUGGUGUUUCCCCCAUCUGCCAAACCGAGCCAAAAGCUGCUGUCCCGACAGAAGAGGGAAAUCCAGAUGGCCAUCCGUAAAAACAGGGAGACCAACACCGUGCUGACACGCCUCAACAGUGAGCUCCAGCAGCAGCUCAAGGUGGUGCACCAGGAGCGGGUCACCUUGGAGUCCCAGCUGGAGCUCCUGCGGCCUCUGGCCUCGACGUAACUGAGCCCGAGCUCCAGGCCCGGUUAGGGUCACGCUGCCGACCCUUCACCCCAGUACAGCCGUUUUUUCUAUUAAAGACAAGUGUUUAAAUCACCAACACAUUGUUUCUGACUUCAUCUUAAAGGGCUGAUAGAGGAAGCAAAAACAAAAUGACUGACACACAGGGAACCGUCUCAUCGCGUGUUUUACUUUAAUGUUGAUCUCACGCAGGAAUGAACCAUGUGCUGUUUUAACCACGAUGUGUGUUUAAGUGUAGAAGACGGUCAAACUUAUUUUUCUACUCUGCUGUUCUGUUGGUUUCUUUAUGUAAAUGCUAACAUGUUUACAGAAUGUGGAAUAGUUUGCACACCUUGUCACAACCCCGGUGAGUCUUUAUGUCCCGUGGUUUUCUGGAAAUUUCUCCUUUUUCUAUUUAUAUAUCUGAAGUGCAUUUCCUGUGUAGCCACAGACGAGGCCUGAACAGAAUCACGGUGCUCAGGUUCCUUUUCAGUCUGAUGCGGUUUGCAUGCGAGAGCGAAAACAUAAACGCACAUUUAUCAUCAGGCUCAUGUUAGCAAAAUCAGCAGAAAUGCACUGAAGGAUCUAGGAUCUUACGAUGCGGACGAAUGUCAACAAUUGUGUCUGGAUUUAUAUGAUUUUUUCAUCUUUAAUUCAAAGGAAUAUUUCAGCUGUUUUCAAGUGUUUUUGUGUAAAAUUAAUAACUGAAUCAGUCAUAAAAAGCCUCUGAAAAGAAUCGUGUAAUCCUCCAAGGCUGACGGGCUAACAGCGAGUUGUCGUCUUAACCAGCUCCAGUUGCCCACGCUUUAUCAUUUCAUGAAUGUGUUUGGAAUAAUCAAAAUGUAAUUUAUUUUCAUAGAAUUGUUUGUUUAUUUACACGUGUAAAUAUUAGCAUGUAGCACGUCUGCUGAACCCAGUGGUCGGGUUCAGCAGUAAUAUCUUUUGUUGAAAUAAGUUUUUAAACCUCACAUUCUCACGAGUCUCUGUAAACUUUUUAUAGAUUCAAGCAGUCAGGAUGGGAUCUGUAUUUCUUCAAACAGAGGUUAUUCAGGAUGAUGAGUAAAAAUGAUAGUUUUACACAUAAAAACACAUAAAAAUGGCCAAAAUGUCCCUUUAAUCGUUCUCAGAAUUAAACGUUUCAUGUUUCGUAUUAAACUAAAUGUUUUUCUCUUGGCUGUGAAGACAGUUGAAUGCUAUAUUAAUUUAAAAAUGAAUUGUUUAAGCGAAGAAAACCACGUUGUUCUGUGGGAUUUUGUUUUUUGCUUCAUUUAAGCCCACAUGUGAAAAUUAAAAUUUGAGUUUUAGAUUUGGUGCCAUUUCCAGCUUGUUUUUGUUGUUUUUAUAAAUCCAUGUGAUUGACGAGAAUGAAUACUUGGCAGCAUGUGUCCUAGUGCACGUUUGCUUGACUGUUGUGAGCUGGGCUUUAAGUGAACAUGAAUUUCUGCACGAGCGAGCGCGGGGCUUCAGAUGCAAAUCAGAACAUCAAUAAAGUCUAUUUUUACUGCCUGAA